This is a messenger RNA of Mercenaria mercenaria, 1242 nucleotides long. RefSeq names its product interferon-induced protein 44-like. Lineage: Eukaryota; Metazoa; Mollusca; Bivalvia; Venerida; Veneridae. The annotation marks the transcript as partial. The record is from RefSeq and is a predicted model, not a curated record. The transcript has 4 exons.
UUAUAUAAGCAGCUGAUUGAAGAUGUAAGAACGAUUAAAUUCAGAGCAGGAAUUGAAAGGGCUGGAAUUCUUCUUUGUGGUCCUGUGCAGUCAGGCAAGUCGUCUCUUAUCAACUCAAUAUUCAGCAUAAGCGAAGGAAGGCCAGCACACGUGUCACCUGCAUUUGCAUUAGAGAGGAGCGUUACAUUACAGUAUAUAAAAGCCCCUGACGAUUGUGCUUUUAAGAAUUUUGAAAUCAGAGACACAGCUGGAUUAUCGGAAGGGCAAGGACUAGGUUUCAACAUUGAGGAUUUAGAGUACGCCUUGAAUGGAAACAUCAAAGCAGGUUAUGAGUUUAAAGGUGGAGUGCCAAUACAGGAAACAGAUCCGUAUUUCGCAGAUUCUCCGUCCAAAGAAGACAAAUCCCAUUGUUUGGUUAUUGUACUAGACGUUAGACUCUUAGAUUUGAUUACAGACAGAAUUUCUAACAAGUUUAGGCAAGUCGUGAGAGAAACGAUUAGUAAAGGAGUUCCUAUUGUUCUUAUUCUUACAAAGAUCGACAAGAUAUACCCAUAUCUCCGGAAGGACAUCAAAUACCUAUUUCACAGCAGCAUAGUCGAUACUGCUGUGACGAAAGCAGAACAUAUUUUAGGAAUUCAAAAGAAGAACAUACAUCCAGUCGUCAAUUUCACUGAUGAUACGGAGGUGGAACCAGUUAAAUGCAUUCCUAUCUUACUUGCGCUGAAACAAAUCCUUCACUACGCGUCUGAUCACAUUAAGUUUCGUUUAAAUGAGUGAAUAUAGAAAAACAAUUUAACUGCUUUUCAGUAGAGAAAGAAUAUAUUACAUGAUAAAUUUAUACACAUAUAUAAAAUCAUCUCUUAGUUAGAUAAUUCAGAAUAAACAGCAUUCACUCCAUUUUAAAGCUGUUUGAAAGCACCUACAAUCUAGUGGUCAUUUGCUGUUUACGAUGAACAAAAAUACUUGUGGUCAUGAACCCGCUCCCUACAUCUCAUUUGGUUCUGUCAACUUUCUGUUAAAUUUAAAACGAUUGAGCAUUUAUGUGGAGAGCAUAGAAAAGGUUUUUGUACAUUUUCAGCAUGUUUUUGUAUUUAAAACGCUCCUUACCAUCAGUGACCUUUCAUAUCAUAAGAUAGGAAAGAGAGACAAUAUUCGAUUCAAAUUUUAGAUUAGAACCUACUUAUAUAUCUUUGGUAUCAAUCGACGGGUCUGCAAUCUUUCCAUUAAAUAAUAUUGACAUUG